Messenger RNA from Eutrema salsugineum, 4361 nucleotides. Its product is annotated as TNF receptor-associated factor homolog 1a. Gene Ontology annotation, molecular function: protein binding. The record is from RefSeq and is a predicted model, not a curated record. NCBI's taxonomy places the organism in Eukaryota, Viridiplantae, Streptophyta, Magnoliopsida, Brassicales, Brassicaceae.
UUCUCUUCUCUUUCGCUGUGUUUUUCUUCUUUCUUACGACCUCUCCAUCUCUCUCUCUUUCGUCUCUCUAGAAAAACGCUUCAGGAGCUGCCAUUAAUCCAUUCAGCGAUUAAACUUUCUACUCUUUCUUCCACCAUCUCAGGCUUGCGUUUUGAUCUAUACAGCUUCUUCGUUUACGUCUCUUUAAUCUCGCUUCCCUUACUAUUCGGAUUUUCCGAGGCUGCUUAGGUUUCCGAUUUUUCAAUCCUGGUUUUAGUUUGUGUGUUUUUUGGUUUUUCGAUUGCUGAUUUAUUCCAAGUUUUUUUGUUCUUUUUCCUAAAUUUUUUUUUUUUGUAUUUUCACGUUUUCUCGCAAUUAAUUGUAAUCCUGGAGAGUUAGCUGAUAGUGUAUUGUGAAUUGAUUGGUCCUAUUGCAUUUCGAUGUUUCUAAGAUUGGUUUUAGGGUUUCUUCUCAUUCUCAUUGCUUAAUUUGAUGCUGAGAGGGUUUUGGUGUAUUGAUUUGAGCCAUGAAUUUUUUUUUUAUUUAAAAUUUUUCAAUGUAUUUAGACUGUAAAAGCUAUAAUCCAUUCAUUUGAUUAUCUUAAUCUGGGAAAAUAUUUUGAGCUUGUUGUUCAUUUGUUAAUUCGUCAGUUUCUAAAUAGUAUAGUUUUGACAAUUUGAUCAUAGCCAUUGUUUUAGACUACUUUAGGUUCUAAUUUAUAUGCUCAAAUCGUUUAAUUUUUGUAGUUUGAAAGAGAGAGAUAAGCUUUUAGAGGAAUGUCCGAGACUACUAAUGAAGAUUCUAGAGCAGGGACAUCAGUGGAUGAGAAUUUAUCAAAUGGAAGAAGAAGUCAAUCAGAAGAAGCACUCGCGGAGUGGCGCUCGUCUGAUCAAGUGGAGAAUGGGACUCCUUCGACAUCGCCAGUGUACUGGGACACUGGUGAUGAUGAUGAUUUUGGUAUGUUUAAAACCUUCUAAAUAUAUUGGAAAGAUACAUGGGAGAUUUAGAAAUUUUCAGAAAUCAACAAAUAGGAGCUACGUGGCGAUGUUUUUGAAGUUGGGGGUUACAAAUGGUAUAUUCUAAUCUAUCCACAAGGGUGUGAUGUUUGCAACCAUCUCUCUUUGUUUCUAUGUAUUGCAAACCAUGAUAAACUUCUUCCAGGUGAAACUGGCUGGAGUCAUUUUGCGCAAUUUACAAUAGCUGUUGUGAACAAAUAUCCAAAGAAAUCGAAGCAUUCAUAUACAUUACACCGGUUUUGGAAGAAAGAGCAUGAUUGGGGAUGGAAAAAGUUUAUAGAGUUACCUAAAUUGCAGGAUGGGUUUAUAAGUGAUUCCGACUUUCUUAUAAUCAAGGCUCAAGUUCAGGGAUCAGGUAAAUGCAAGAUUGAAGAGAGGGUGGACCGACCUUUUCGCUGCCUUUUUUGUCAGUAUAGGAAGGAACUUGUUAGGGUAUAUAUGUCAAAUGUAGAGCAAAGUUGCGGGCGAUUUCUAGAAGAGAAAAGAAGCAAGCUUGGUAGGUUUUUACAGGAUGGCAAAAUGGAAAAAGUAUUCCACAUUUACACUCAUUUCCUCAGAUUCGAGAAUGAAAUUUUGAAUAGCUGUUGUGGCGGAGGCCUUGGAUUUACUUUAGUCUGGUGUAGUUCUGAACUUUUCCUUUCUUAUUUCUUGAUAUUUUCCCUCAAAGUUUCAGCAAUAUGCAUAGACGGAAUGUAUUGUUAUUCUUUGUGCAGUUUUGCUACCUUCUGGGUAGGGUUGAACCAGAAUUUAAGGUGUCAGAUGUCCCAGGAGAAAAUGGAUGUUAUUUUAAAAAUGGUUGUAACACUUUUCAUCGAGAAGGAAGUGACAUCCACUUUGGUGAUGGAUUCCUUGUAUAGUGGUUUGAAGGCUCUUGAAGGCCAAACUAAGAACAAGAAAAGUAGGCCGAGACUGUUGGAUACCGAAGAAUUGCCAGCUCCAUUUGUUAGCGUGGAGAAAGAUAUGUUUGUAUUAGUUGAUGAUGUGCUAGUACUCAUAGAGAAGGCUGUUCUGGAGCCAUUGCCUCUAAAAGAGGAAAAGGAUCCUCAAAACCGUACCAAGGAUGGGAAUGUCGUGGAAUACAGGACAGAAGCCAUAGAGCGUGAUGAGAAGCGUUUAACUGAGUUGGGUAGACAGACUGUGAAGAUAUUUGUUCUUGCACAUAUCUUCAGCAACAAAAUUAGUGUUGCAUACCAAGAAGCUAUUGCAUGGAAAAGACAAGAAGAACUUAUUCGCAAACAAAAGGAAGAGUGGCUAGCAGAAAGCGAACAGAAGUCGAAAAGAAAAGCAGCAGAAAAAGAGAAAAAAUCUAAGAAGAAACAGGCGAAACAGAAAAAGAACAAAAAUAGAGGAAAGGAGAAAAGGAAAGAAGUGAAGGUAAGAUCCCAAACUGAAGAAAGGGAUCUAGAGAAAGAGGAAUGUGUGAGAGCGAAAGCAGAACCGUCAGCUGAGAAACCCGACACACUUGUAGAUGUGUCUGAUGUUUCUGAUUCAGUAGAUAGUUCAGCUGAUAUUCAUUACCUUGAUUCAGAAGAAAGAGAGAGCAGCCAUGUUCAUUGGGAAAAAGAUGCCUCAGAGAUUUAUCCUCUUUCUUUAGGAGACACUAACAGGGGAAGAGGCAGUUCCAUAUCUAUACCUAAUGGAGUUGCAGAAAGAAAGUGUCUCUACACAAUAGAUGAUAGUUCCUCAACUUGUUCUAAUGACUCGAUCUGAUAAAAUGUAGCCAAUGGGUCGUACAAAGGAAAUGUAUUAAACUGCCGAAGCCACAAAUGGCAUCUGCCUUCAGAACCAAAGCCAUGCUUCUCUGAUGCCAAAAGUUUAGCCAGUGAAACAGAGGACCAACCUUCAAGACACACAUCUAAUCCGAAGAACCAAAGCCAUGCUUCUAAGGUACGUAGAGUUGGUGAAGCUGACGUGGUUAUCUCCAACGUCCAGGAACCAGAGAGGCGUGUGGAGCGUAAUCCUAUUAGCAAGGAUCACAGCACAGUUCAGACGCAAGAGAAAAGCCCUGUUAUACUUAUCUCGCCCAGAGCUGCUCCCUGGAAUCUCACAUCUGUAGCGCAAGCAAAAUCGGAGAAAAACGGUGUUUCAAAUUAUGUAGAUUCUGUUCCAAACAGGAGACCAAUAUCUGCUAGAUCACCUUCAUCAGAUCAAGCAUCACCAUCUCGAGAUAUUCAGUUGCAAACUGUGGCUCCUAGAUCCGAUGUACAGAAAACCGCUUCUCCAAAACCCACGGCACAACCAGCAGCUCCUUCUAUGUUAAGGCCUUUGAGUGCUCCUAUAAUCCCUUCAAAGCAAGCUCCACCUGUAAUCUCUGCUGUUCAAACCUCAACAACCUCCUUUGCUCGUUCAAUGAGCUCAACAGGCCGUAUAGGUUCGCUGACACAUAGCCAAACAUACACUCCUCAAUCCUAUAAACAUGCCAUAAUUGGUUCAUCUGGGUUCAACCAUUUAAACUCUCAAUUGACGGGAAAAAGCGCAUUUUCCCUUUACUCACAUCCGUCUCCUAUCUCAGUAUCUAAUCAACCUGGCUUUACUAGCCAAGCUGGCUCGUGGGAUAUUUCCUCUAGUGGACUCUUGUGGACCGGUUUGAGUUCAAGCAGAGAAAUACCAACAACAACUAUCAACAGGAAUCAUGGGAUGAACCCUUACAACACCACACCCCUAACUACAAGCAUCCGGCCUACAAGAACGACACAUAGUCUGAUGACUGAUGAGUUCCCUCACCUCGAUAUCAUCAAUGAUCUGCUUGAAGACGGACACGGUGGUUUCAUGGGCACCAGUGUAUACUGUGUACCACAAUGGUUCAACAUGUACUUACAUGACGGUGCGGAUCUUGGUAUCUCAGGCAGGUCGAGGAGUUACAGCGACGAUGGAUUUCACCAAUCUUACGGUGGUGAAUACUUGUUACAUUCAUCUUCUUCUUCUUCGCCGUAUGGGAAUGGUUUGACACAAACGCAAUGGCAAAUGGCGAUGGACUUGUCUUUACUCGCUAUGAGGAACCAAGACGAUGCAGCAUCAGCAGCAGCUAGUAAUUACUCUUACUUUGACUUAGAUUCACUAAACCCGAAUUUAUCAGCUGGAAUCAACGGCUACAGAGACUUCAGGCCAUUGAACGGACACUGAGGUUUUGGGUUUAAAGGAGUGGCCAUAUGCAUUUUUAAUCUUAUUUAUAUAUAUAAAGAUGACGAAUAAAAGGCCAUUUGAACUAUUCAAAUGUCCUUUUCUUUGUUUUUGGUCAGAUUCAAGUGUUUUUUUUUCACCAAAAAUGCACAAAGUAAAGGAAAAGGAAAUGAAAAAAAAAAACACAAAAGAUACGCAUAUGACAUAGUUAUUCUAUGCAUUUUUAUUCAAUUUUGUAGAUGAAAG